Megachile rotundata (alfalfa leafcutting bee) is the source of this 1322-nucleotide messenger RNA. Its product is annotated as odorant receptor 10-like. NCBI's taxonomy places the organism in Eukaryota, Metazoa, Arthropoda, Insecta, Hymenoptera, Megachilidae. Gene Ontology annotation, biological process: sensory perception of smell; detection of chemical stimulus involved in sensory perception of smell. The record is from RefSeq and is a predicted model, not a curated record. Gene Ontology annotation, molecular function: olfactory receptor activity; odorant binding. Gene Ontology annotation, cellular component: plasma membrane.
AUGCAAAAUUCUCGAACUGAAUACGAAUAUGAGAAACACGUCAACCUCAGCAUGCAGUUGAACCGUUGGAUGCUGAAACCGAUCGGUAUAUGGCCACGUUCCGAUAUUUCGCGAACGAAGAAAUGCUACCACUGGUUGACGAAUAUUAUUUGCUACGGUUUGAUCAGCUUCUUGUUCGUUCCAUGCAGUGUGUACGUGUUCCUCGAGGUAGAGGAUCUGUACAACAAGAUCAAACUGUUUGGACCGUUAAUCUUCUGCAUAAUGGCGUUCACGAAAUACUAUUCGUUUAUCUCUCACGAAAACGAUAUCCGCGAGUGCAUCGAACGGAUCAAAUGGGACUGGAAGAACAUCACGUACAGCGAUGAUAAAAAUAUCAUGUUGGAGAACGCGAAUUUUGGAAGAAGAUUGGUGACCAUUUGCACCUUCUUCAUGUACAGCGGUUUCGCGUUCUAUUAUAUCGCCAUACCGAUCAGUGUGGGUAAAAUACAAGAUGAGGAUGCGAAUCUGACCUUCAUACCUCUGGUGUUUCCAUUCUCGAGGCUGAUAAUAGAUACGAGAUACAGUCCGACGAACGAGAUCGUCUUCUUUCUUCAGUUGAUAGCUGGUGCUUUGAUGCACGGCGUCACGUCAGCCGCUUGCGGGUUAGCUGCCAUGCUUGCUGUUCACGCUUGCGGACAGAUGGAGGUUUUGAUGAACUGGCUGAAACAUUUGAUCGACGGUAGAUCAGAUAUGAGUGACACUGUGGACGUCAGGAUUGCCAGUGUCGUGAGUCAACAUGUUCGAAUUCUGAAAUAUUUGACUCACACUGAGAGAACGCUUCAGCUAAUAUCAAUGGCUGAGUUCUUGGGAUGUACAUUGGAUAUUUGUCUUGUCGGGUAUUACGUUAUAAUGGAGUCAAAAUCGAACGAUAUAACAAGUACAGUAACUUAUGCCAUUUUGCUAACAUCCCUUACGUUUAAUAUAUUUAUAUUUUGUUACAUAGGAGAUCUUGUUGCUGAGCAGUGCAAAAAAAUUGGCGAAGCAACGUAUAUGAUCGAAUGGUACCGAUUACCUGGAAACAAAAAACUCUGCUGCAUCUUGAUAAUCGCGAUGUCUAAUUCAUCCAUCAAAUUGACAGCCGGAAACAUGGUUGAAUUAUCCAUUGAGACUUUCACCAACGUUGUUAAAACAGCAGUUGCAUUCCUGAACGUUUUACGUACAACGACGUAAAUGUACCUCGAAGUGCAAUAUUAUUUAUACAAAUGAAUGUGUUUAUACUCGGAAACAUGUUUGCAUGGUUUGUACUGGUGUCUGUUUAUCUUUGUAUACUUACAUAUAUUAAG